Messenger RNA from Corylus avellana, 1367 nucleotides. The record is from RefSeq and is a predicted model, not a curated record. Lineage: Eukaryota; Viridiplantae; Streptophyta; Magnoliopsida; Fagales; Betulaceae.
UUCUGUGCUCAGUUAAUCAGUUUGACACAGCAUCUUGUUCUUGCGCCACCUUAAUCAACAAAACUACAACUGUUGCGUUGGGUCUCUCUUAUAUGUAUAGGCAUUUUCAGAUCUAUCAAGCAUCCAUAAUAAAUAAUUGUAAAGAAUGGAGAAGCCAUCUUGGUUUUGUACUGUUUUGACGCAGGUGUUUCUUUGCUUUGCUGUCUACCUUGCUCUCAACUUGGGUCAGCCUCAAAAGGCCAUUUACCAGAAUAGAGCUCUUGAUCUGUACUUCAUUAGUGUUAGAGGAGGCUUCAGACCUCUUAAGCAACAGACCCAUCUUCUGAGACUGAUGGAGAAAGUGGCAAAGACUUACAAUGCAAUUUUUGUGGUGAACACUAGUGAGCUCGGAGAGGAUGAUCCACUCAUGCAGAAUGGUACUCUGCUUUUCCCAUCACUGAAAGUUCCCUGGUACAAUACUAGAACUAAGGAGGGACAUGGAGCAAGUUGCUUCCUAGAGCAGAUAAAGCUACCUUACGGGAGAACCUUAGACAUAAUCGGUGUGGAUACUGGGUCAUUACAGGAAUUAGUUCUUACGGGAUCAUCAAGUGAAAGUGGACAAAAUCAGUUACAUUGGCUGACAAGGACACUAGAAGCAACCAAUAGCAACUGGCGCAUGGUUGUUGGAUUCCAUCCGUUGGUUGUUUGUGAAGAGAAGAAAGAGGAAUUGGAGGCAAAUCAAUUUUAUGAGCCUCUACACCAUAUUUUCCUAAGAUUUGGAGUUAAUGUGUAUCUAAGUGGUCAGGGCUGCACUAACCAUGUCCGACGUGGUAACAUCGCUUACAUUGGGAAUCCAACUCCCAGAGAGAAUGAAUCUUAUGUGGCAUCUGUAAAUGGAAAAUCAGUCUUUAAUGGAGAAUUGGUUAAUGGGUUUCUCCUUCACAGAGUCAGCUCACUAGAGAUUGUAACCUACUUUAUUUCCAUGGCUGGGGAAGUUGUGCAUAGAAGUGUAAUCCAACAGAGGGGUAAGGAGGUGAUGUAAAAAAUUCAUUUGAAGGAACAAAUUCUACCUGUUCUUCGAAGCCACGGCGCGAUUGAUUCCAACAUUCUUUCCGCACUUGAAUUGUCCUCUCAACCUGCAAGAAAUUUUCCUGCAUAUAUUAUGCCUUUCAACCCUUUUGACAUUAUAAGGGCUAUCUGUGAUUAUUUAGCUUUAUUUAUUUUUUUAUGAACUUUGUAGUUUCUUCUUCUAAAUAGUAGUUAUAUAUCAAGUCUAAAUGAUCCUCCUGAAUUGGUGUGCCAUUUCCCUAAUGAAUCUGAACUCUUCAUGUUGGUUGGUACCAGCAUUAACAUAAACAGAUGUUCUGAAAAUGCUAGAAGUGAUCAUU